UAUCAUUGAACAACUUUAUACCUUAGCAACAAGGUUGUGCAGUUUCAAAAAUUUCGCUAUGCCAGAGGCAACACAAAUGAAGAUUGAAGAGAAUACGGUUGUGUUCAACCAAACUAAAAGAGAAGCCUUUAAUCUGAGUCAGCACUUUACUGAAAUAUCCAAGUAUCUUAAGUCCUCUUGGAAAGUUGUUGUAAAUAAAGAUGAUAUUACAUAUGAACAUCUCAGCAUUGUCAAAUUAUUCAUAAUUGCUGGGGCAACUGAGAAGUUUAGUGCUGCAGAGUUUGAUUCUAUUAGAAAAUACCUUGAGACUGGUGGGUCUUUGCUAGUUCUUAUGGGUGAGAAUGGUGAGACAAAUUAUACUACAAACAUAAACUUUUUGCUGGAGCAGUUUGGAAUCAUGGUCAACAGUGAUACUGUCCUCCGAACAUCAUAUUUUAAAUAUUAUCAUCCUAAGGAAGCACUGAUCCCGAACGGAAUACUAAACAGAGCAAUAGCGGAAGUAUCUGGGAAGCUGUUUAUAACGGCCACGCGAAUGGAUGUAUCAUACAAACAGGCAUUACAAUUUUUAUAUCCUUAUGGAGCUACCCUGAAUGUUGCCAAACCUGCAGUUGCUCUGUUGUCAACAGGAAGUGUUGCGUUUCCACUUAAUAGACCUGUUUGUGCUGUUUAUAAAUUCCCUUCACCUAAUGGUGGAACCUUAGCUGUUGUUGGGAGUGCAGCCAUGUUUUCUGAUCUAUAUAUAAACAAAGAAGACAAUUUUAAGAUAUUUGAGUUUUUGUUCAAAUAUCUUACAGAAGAAUCCAUCACACUAAACUCUAUAGAUGCUGGAGAACCAGAAAUUGAAACAUACUACCAAGUUCCUGAUAUUAUAAGCCUAUCAAGUAACCUAAAGUCUUGCUUACAAGAAAGUGAUGAACUUCCACAGAGUGUCAACAAUUACUUCGAUCAGAGUUUGUUUUGUAUGAACACAAGACUCGUUCCAAAAGCCAUCCAGGCUUAUGAAAAACUCCGUGUGAAACAUGAACCUUUAAGCGUAAUUGCACCCCAGUUUGAAACUCCUCUACCUCCAUUGCAACCUGCAGUAUUUCCUCCUAAUUUUCGUGAACCUGGUCCACCACCAUUGGAAUUAUUCGACUUAGAUGAACAAUUUUCUACACCCAAAGCACGUUUAGCUCAAGUAACAAAUAAAUGUAAUGAAGACGAUCUAGAAUAUUACAUUCGUGAAUGUGGUGAUAUUUUGGGUGUAACACAGAAAUUAUCAACAGACAAAAUUUCAUCUCGUACCAUUUUAGAAGUUAUAUUUAAUGAAUUAGUAGAGUUUAAAAAGUUUAAUCAGUUUUAAACUCGUAGAUAAUUAAACGCCCCUCACACACACACAUACAUCGUCAUUCCACAUCAAUCCGGGUUUUUUUUUUCCCGUCACCAAUGUUGUUUGUUGGCUGGCGGCUGAUUGCACACACAAUUCUUCAAUGUCAUAUCUUCUCUAUUAUAUUAUUGUAAACGUGAAUGUGAUUUAUUUAUUAUUUAAAAGUACUUGCUGACAUGCCAAUCAUGAAAUGAAAUGAAAUGAAAAAAACAACAAUAAAUUUUGUCAAAUUCUAUUAGAAAAUUCAACAGUC
Messenger RNA from Schistosoma turkestanicum, 1619 nucleotides. The record is from the annotation of a GenBank genome assembly. Lineage: Eukaryota; Metazoa; Platyhelminthes; Trematoda; Strigeidida; Schistosomatidae.